ACUUUGUCUCUCCGUCUCUAUCCCCUCUUUUCUAUUUUUGUUCUAUUCUCCUCCUUACACUUCUCAACUCUCCCCCUGCCUCCAUUGCUGUUCACAUUCCACAUAUUCUUGGCAAGUUUCUGCUCACAUUUCACAUACUCUUGGCAAUAUAGCAAGUGCGAAUUCAAGACUAAUCUAAUAGUAGAAAAUGUUGCAAGAUAUGUGGAAUGCACCGCCAGGUUUCAGACCCACAAAAUCGGCUCCAUCUUCUCCGGCUAAACCCCUCGGAGUCUCAAGAACUCGUUCUGAAUCCUUUCACGUUGCCCACAAAGUCCCCGUCGGUGACAGCCCUUAUGUCCGAGCCAAAAAUGUUCAAUUGGUAGAAAAGGAUCCAGAAAGGGCAAUUCCAUUGUUUUGGGCAGCUAUAAAUGCAGGAGAUAGAGUGGAUAGUGCUCUCAAAGAUAUGGCUAUUGUAAUGAAGCAACAAAAUCGGGCUGAAGAAGCCGUUGAAGCUAUUAAAUCUUUGAGAAGUAGGUGUUCAGAUCAAGCACAAGAGGCUCUUGACAACAUCCUCUUGGACCUCUACAAGAGAUGUGGGAGAUUGGAUGACCAAAUAAAGCUGUUGAGGCACAAGUUGUUUUUGAUACAACAAGGUUUGGCCUUUAAUGGGAAGCGCACCAAGACAGCGAGAUCCCAGGGGAAGAAGUUUCAGGUUUCUGUGGAGCAAGAAGCAACUAGAUUACUGGGGAAUUUAGGGUGGGCGCUGAUGCAGCAAAAUAACUACAUUGAAGCAGAAGAUGCUUAUAGGAGAGCACUAGUAAUUGCACCAGACAACAACAAGAUGUGCAAUUUGGGCAUUUGUUUGAUGAAACAAGGGAGAGUUGGCGAGGCGAAAGAGACACUUCGGAGAGUUAAACCAGCAAUGGUAGAUGGCCCUAGAGGUGUAGAUUCCCAUCUCAAGGCCUACGAAAGAGCACAACAAAUGCUCCGUGAUCUCGAGUCUGAAAUGAUGAAUAAAGGUGGUGAUAGAAUUGAACAAAGCAAGUUGUUUGAUGCAUUCUUGGGGUCUUCUGCUAUCUGGCAGCCUCAGCCUUGCAAGGAACAUAAUAGCAGCACUUUGAGUAGUAAUGCCAAGUCAAUCCAACCUCAAGAUGAAUUUGCUAAUGAGAACAUCAAUUCUACUAACAUCAUCACAAACCAGACAGUUCCUUCACUGCAAAAGAGUAUGUUGAAACCAUAUAUGAACCUCAAUAUCGACGCUCCACCAUUUUAUUCAUCCAAGAUUAUGAAGGAGCCGGCGAGUACCCUGUUUCCAGAAGGUCUUAAAAGAACAAGAUCUGGAAAUGCAGCUAACUUUAUGAGAAAAGAGUCUCAGGGAACAUUCACAGAACCAGAGAAUAAGAUGAGAAAGCAGUCGAUUUCACCAGAGAAAACAGAGGAUAGAUGGGCAGGGUUGCUGCCUGAUAGCAAGGAUUUUGAAGAGGCUAUAAUUGCUGCUGCUCUGGGCUCAAGUGAAGAAACAUUCAAGCCUAAAGAUAGUGGAAUCCCUCCAAGGAAAGUUGACAAAAGGUUGAGGGUUUUUCAAGACAUUACCUUGUCCAUGAGUCCGCGAGCCUGACUAACAUUAUUGAUUUUUAACUAUGAUUAGUAGUAAUCUAAUUGCAUUUUUAAAUUAAGUAAGAUCAUUGAAUUUUAACAAUCAUUGGAGAUAAACUUGUUCUCCUUUACUCAUACUUCCUCGAGGAGGUCGUAUGCAGUAUGUUGGUAACACCCUAAUGUCUUUAGGCAGGGUAUAAUUAUUGUUACUUGGUGCCUUGGGAAUUCAGGCAUCUUCUAUUUUUGCCUAUAUGGCAACUAAUCUUCAAUAAAAAAGUUAUUUUUUCUCA
Nicotiana tabacum (common tobacco) is the source of this 1865-nucleotide messenger RNA. Its product is annotated as protein POLLENLESS 3-LIKE 2-like. The record is from RefSeq and is a predicted model, not a curated record. Lineage: Eukaryota; Viridiplantae; Streptophyta; Magnoliopsida; Solanales; Solanaceae. Gene Ontology annotation, molecular function: protein binding.